UUUCUCAACUUCAGAACUCUCUCCCUGUAAUCUCAUAAUCUCUCAAUCUUAACCAAAAGAAACAAAAUUUUCUAAAGAGAAAUGGGUUCCAAAAGUGUCCAAGUUUUCUUGAUAAUGGCUCUUUUCGCCACAGUUGCACUUGCUCAAGCCCCAGCUCCCACUCCCACAGCUACUCCUCCUCCUCCCGUUGCUACUCCUCCUCCUGUCGCUACUCCUCCUCCAGUGGCUACCCCACCACCCGCCGCAACCCCAGCUCCAACCACCACUCCACCACCUGCCGCGACUCCAGCCCCUGCCACUACCCCACCAUCUGUUGCUCCUUCUCCAUCUGAUGUUCCUAGCGCCUCCCCACCAGCACCGGAAGGUCCCGCAUUGAGCCCUAACGGACUUGCUCCAGGGCCUUCGGAUGAUGCACCUCCUCCUAGUGCCGCUUUCUCCAACAAGGCUUUCAUCGCCGGAACCAUCUUCGCUGCCGUUAUGUACACCGCCGUUUUAGCUUAAUAUCUUUUUAUUUUAUUUUUACAUUUUGUUUCAAAUUCAGAUUUUCAUAUUAUUUUUUUCUUCCGUCUAUUAUUUCAAAUAUUUGGUGUUAUGUGAGAAUUUCAUUUAUUUGAUCAUUUAAAUUUUUAUUAUACUUACGUCUGUUGUCGGAUCGGGCAAGUGAUUCAUGGCGAGAACUAAUGAAACGUUGACACGUGUGAUUUACAAUUGGAAGAGGCUGUGUUGUAGAAGAGUAAUCUGUUUAUGUAAAUCCAAAUCAUAGAUUAAUAAAAUAAUUUCACAAUC
Molecule: messenger RNA, 786 nt
Organism: Raphanus sativus (radish)
Lineage: Eukaryota; Viridiplantae; Streptophyta; Magnoliopsida; Brassicales; Brassicaceae
Product: classical arabinogalactan protein 4
Exons: 1
Coding region: 82-501 (139 amino acids)
Source: RefSeq, a predicted model, not a curated record